Elgaria multicarinata webbii is the source of this 1395-nucleotide messenger RNA. It is a transcript of the gene CPLANE2, whose product is annotated as ciliogenesis and planar polarity effector complex subunit 2. The coding region runs from base 90 to 878 and encodes 262 amino acids. The record is from RefSeq and is a predicted model, not a curated record. Gene Ontology annotation, molecular function: GTPase activity; GTP binding. The transcript has 6 exons. Lineage: Eukaryota; Metazoa; Chordata; Lepidosauria; Squamata; Anguidae.
GCCCGGGCGGCGCCAGCUGGGAGUCGACCUGCCGCUUGAGUCGGGGCCUCGCGGAGUUGCAAGCAGCAGCAGCAGCAAGGCACGCAGCCAUGAUCGUGGCCCCCGGAACCGUGGUCGUCUCGGACUGGCACAAGACCCAGGAGGGCAAGGAGCACUUCGCCACUCUCCUGCGGCGGAACAAGCGCAAAUCCUUCGGGCUGGUUGAGAGGCCGGUGCUGCCCCCGCAAGCGGCAGCCGACGUGGUGAGCUACAAGAUCUUCGUGUCGGGGAAGAGCGGCGUGGGGAAGACGGCCCUGGUGGCCAAGCUGGCGGGACUGGAGGUGCCGUGGGUGCAUCACGAGACAACAGGGAUCCAGACGACAACUGUGUAUUGGCCAGCGAGGCUUCGAGAGAGUGGCAGGGCCCUCUUCUUCAAGUUCUCCUUCUGGGACUGCGGAGAAGCCGUCCUCAAGAAGUUUGAUCACAUUCUGCCGGCCUGCACGGAGAAAGUGGAUGGCUUCCUCCUCCUGUUCUCCUUCACGGACCGCGCGUCCUUCGAGGGCCUGCCGAAUCUAAUCUCUCGCGUCACGGACGGAGCCAAGAACGCCGUCAGAAUGGUGAUUGGCACCAAGUUUGACCAGUUUGCCCACACAGAUGUGACGGAGCACGACGUGGCGGCUUUCCGCCACGCCUGGAGCUUGCCCGUUCUGCGGGCGAAGAGUGUCAAUGCGCCACGGAUGAGCGAUGGACAGAGCCUGGAUGGCCGUGCUGGACUGUCCGACAUCGCCCACCUCCUGAACGGGCUGGCAGAGCAUCUCUGGCGGCAGGAUCAGGUGGUGGCCGGGCUCGUCCCUCCGCCGGGGAUUGCUGGGCCCCCGGAAGAGCCGGCCCCCUGCUGAAAGGAUGGCACACGCAUGCCCACACCCCAGCAGUGUCCUGUUUUCGGAGGAGCCCUUGGCUGGCACCGGAGGCCUUGAAAUCGAAGCUUUCGCCAUGAUGCUUGUGCACAGAGGCCGCUAGGCCGAAGCCAGUGUUGCCAUGGUCAAAAGCCCAGCGAGGGCCAAACUGGGUUGAGGUUGAGGGGCCGUUUGAGUGGAAGGGGAGAGCCUCGCCUCACGCCCACGAAACCCACCACGUCCCUUGCAUUUGCAUGAAUUGAUCUGGGGUUGCCUUGUCUAGAAUUCUUGCUGUUGUGUGGAUUAGAAUUGGAGCUUGGUUUGACAGAGGGUGUGAGAAAAGCACCCUCUGGCCACAAGUUAAAAGUGCGCCCAAGCGAGGAUGACGCCCUGCCUGGAGGACGUGUGGGCGGAUCGUGCCCACCGCAAGAGGGUGGUUUGUACCACCCUCGCGUUGUCUCCGUACGUGUCCCGUGCGCCUCUGUGUCCCACACCAGCCGCUUUAAUAAAGGCCUUGAAC